AUGAUGUUCUCCGGCUUCAACGCCGACUACGAGGCGUCAUCAUCCCGCUGCAGCAGCGCCUCCCCUGCCGGGGACAGUCUCUCCUACUACCACUCACCGGCCGACUCCUUCUCCAGCAUGGGCUCUCCCGUCAAUGCGCAGGACUUCUGCACCGAUCUGGCCGUCUCCAGUGCCAACUUCAUCCCAACGGUGACUGCUAUCUCGACCAGCCCAGACCUGCAGUGGCUAGUGCAACCCACCCUGGUCUCCUCGGUUGCCCCAUCCCAGACCAGAGCCCCUCACCCCUACGGAGUCCCCACUCCCUCGGCUGGGGCUUACUCCAGGGCUGGAGUCGUGAAGACCAUGCCAGGAGGCAGAGCUCAGAGCAUUGGCAGAAGGGGCAAGGUGGAACAGUUGUCCCCAGAAGAAGAAGAGAAAAGGAGAAUCCGAAGGGAAAGGAAUAAGAUGGCUGCAGCCAAAUGCCGGAACCGGAGGAGGGAGCUGACUGACACACUCCAAGCGGAGACAGACCAGCUAGAAGACGAGAAGUCUGCUUUGCAGACUGAGAUCGCCAACCUGCUGAAGGAGAAGGAAAAACUCGAGUUCAUCCUGGCAGCUCACCGACCUGCCUGCAAGAUCCCUGAUGACCUGGGCUUCCCUGAAGAGAUGUCUGUGGCUUCCCUUGAUCUGAGUGGGGGCCUGCCUGAGGCUGCCACCCCCGAAUCUGAGGAGGCCUUCACCCUGCCCCUCCUCAAUGACCCGGAGCCCAAGCCCUCCGUGGAGCCAGUCAAGAACGUCAGCAGCAUGGAGCUGAAGGCCGAGCCCUUUGAUGACUUCCUGUUCCCAGCAUCGUCCAGGCCCGGCGGCUCUGAGACAGCCCGCUCUGUGCCGGACAUGGACCUGUCUGGUUCCUUCUAUGCAGCAGACUGGGAGCCCCUGCAUGGUGGCUCCCUGGGGAUGGGGCCCAUGGCCACAGAGCUGGAGCCCCUGUGUACCCCGGUGGUCACCUGCACCCCCAGCUGCACUACUUACACGUCUUCCUUCGUCUUUACCUACCCCGAGGCUGACUCCUUCCCCAGCUGUGCGGCUGCCCACCGCAAGGGCAGCAGCAGCAACGAGCCUUCCUCUGACUCGCUCAGCUCACCCACGCUGCUGGCCCUGUGA
Molecule: messenger RNA, 1143 nt
Organism: Sus scrofa (pig)
Lineage: Eukaryota; Metazoa; Chordata; Mammalia; Artiodactyla; Suidae
Gene: FOS
Product: Fos proto-oncogene, AP-1 transcription factor subunit
Biological process (GO): regulation of transcription by RNA polymerase II
Cellular component (GO): nucleus
Molecular function (GO): DNA-binding transcription factor activity, RNA polymerase II-specific; RNA polymerase II cis-regulatory region sequence-specific DNA binding
Source: RefSeq, marked provisional